Funneliformis mosseae is the source of this 2403-nucleotide messenger RNA. NCBI's taxonomy places the organism in Eukaryota, Fungi, Glomeromycota, Glomeromycetes, Glomerales, Glomeraceae. The record is from the annotation of a GenBank genome assembly.
AUGUCUUCUCAAAUACCACUUCACGUGACAACUCAAUUGCACGAAGCGGAUAUUCGAGGAGGGUUAUCCAAUACAUCUCCUCAUUGUAUCGCUUAUAAACUUCCCAAAGAAGAAGUAUCAGCCAUUCUUGAGAAAAUCGCGAAAAAGACCACCCCAACAAGUCAUGAGUCAUCAAUUUACACAACUUCAGCCGAAUGGAUUAAUUCACUUGCUAACUCUAUCGCCAAUGAACUUUCCACGGCCUUUAAUGUCCCUCCUAAUAAUUUCAUUGAAAUUGGUAGAAAUAUUGCCAAUGUCGUUACUAGCGUAGGAAAUGGAACUUGGUCAACCGGUAUCACGCCUGUUAAUGUUCUCAAGGAUAUUGAGACCAAUUUCCCUUUGUAUAUUUCGGAUUACUUUGAUCAAUUGUCUGGUUGGUCAAGGGAGAACGCUUUUGAACAAAAGUGUUAUAGAAUUUCAACAUUAAGUUCUAGCAGUCAUCAAAGUCAAGGUGACCCGGAAUCCGCUUUGUCCGGAAUAUAUGCGAAAAUUAAUUGGAAAUUCGGUGAUAUCAAUCGUCCAUUCAAUGCCACCUCACACACUCCAACAUUUGCCUCGGAUGGUGAACCAAGUACUGGAGAAGUUUAUAGAUACUUUGCAUUUAUUGAUUCUUUUAAACGUGCCAUUUCAAUGAAUGAAGAUGGAUCGAUCACCAAGCACGUUUAUAAUUUCGCCGAUCCCGCGCAGCUUUGGAGAAUCGAACACUACGGCAAUUAUUAUGCGUUGUACAACAAGAAGCAUAAUGCAUAUUUAGCAAGAUCUCUUAGUGGUAAUAGAAACAAACCCGAUAAUAAUUUGCAUGAAUCUGCCUUAUAUCUUGUUGAGGAUCCAGACACAUCUCAAUAUUCAAUUGGGCACGUGCAGAACUCAAAUAUUGAAUAUCAUAAUCUUUUAAAGGAUCUUAACCUCGUCACUGUUCCAUUAGUAGCAUGGCGUAAUACUUCAGGGCAAUUCUUGAGUGUUGGUGAUGCUCAAUCUGGCACUUUAGGAUACUCCAAUGGUGGAAACAAUAAUACUCCAAAAUCAGAACAACUCUUUUUAUUCGUUCCUCAUCCAGACUUCAAGAAUAAAGCAAUUGUGAUUGGACACAAUGGAAAAUUACUUGAAUUCGAUCCACGAAAUUCAAAUAAGCCAUCUUGUAGUUUCGACCUUAAAUCUCCGGCGAAAUUACCUUUUGUAUUAUUUGAUUAUGAACAAAAUAUUUGGCCAAAGAGCGCAAACUUUUUAGCCUCUCGCUUACAACAGCAUUUAAUUGCUACCGCAGCUCCACCACCCGGUGUAGGAACGCGAGUAAACGUAUGGAAAGCCGAUCCAUCUGUCAAAAAGAUUGGAAUACGAGAACUUUUCUUAUUAAACACUGACAUAAAAACUGGACCAAUGGAUUCAAUGUUCGAUACAGUAUCACCCACCAGACCAAUAGCCGCUGACAAAAAUGGAGAUUUCUUAUUGACAUUCGAUAAUACACCUUCAAAGGUUCCUGAAUCAGAUAACCAUGUUCGAUUUGACGUUAUACAUACCUUUUCGGCCGUUCGAUACGUAUUUAACUUGUUAAGUGGUGAUUUGGAAUAUCUUGAUGGACGUCCUCCUGUAAUAAACCGUCCUUGGGGAGCAAACAAGAGACUUAGCAUCCAUCCUCAUGCUGGAGAAGAAGCUAACGCUUAUUAUAGUCGUGAUGAAGCGGUUUUGAAAUUCUUUUAUACGUCUCAAGGUGGUGGUCAACCAGUUUAUCUGUGUAGAAGUUUUGAUGUGGUGGCUCAUGAAUCUGGUCACGCUUUCUUGGAUACCUUGCAACCUGGUUGGCUAUCUGAUGGACAAACUGGUGGUUUUCAUGAAGCUUUUGGUGAUUUGUGUAGUUUAUUUACUCUUAUUUCUAUGGCCGAAAUUUCAGAUUUAUUCGUCACUAUGACAAAAGCCAAUUUAAGAAAUCCAGACAAUUUCUUAUCAGCUGUCGGGGAAGAAUUUGGUGAUGCGUUGUUCAAAAAUAAAGGAAAAGGGUUGAGAAAUUUAUCCAACACACUUAAAGGUUCCGAAGCUCAAGCUGAAGUACAUGCUGUAUCCAUGGUUUUCAGUGGAUUCUAUUAUGAUGUAUUGGCAGAUGUAUUUGCAUUAGAAAGAAAUCCAUCAAUCAAGAGUGAUGCCGAAACUUUAAUGGAAGUUGGAGCAAACUUGCGAAGAGCCCUCAUAAUCGCAAUACGCGUGUCUUCUGCUCAACCAACUCGAACCAAAUUCCAAGAGAUUGCAACGAAUUUGGAUACCGCUCUUGGUACUUUAGGCAGAAAAUUGGGAGCAGAUUUAACUAGUUGGAGAGAAAUUGUGAAAAAGCAUGCUAAAGCUAGAGAAUUAUCUAUUGCUGGCUUAAGUUAA